AUGCGGUCGAAAAACAACAGGAAAGGAAAGGUAUGCCCAGCCUCACAAGGUGCACAAAGUCUAACACUAGCAUGCUGGAACAUCCGAACCAUGCUUGACUCUGCAGACAUUAAUCGCCCAGGAAGACGUUCUGCUCUAGUCGCACACGAACUUCUUAGACUGAACAUUGACAUUGCUGCCGUCAGGGAAGUCCGCUUUGCAGGGGAAGGCAGUCUCCACGAACACAGUGCUGGGUACACCCUCUACUGGUCAGGCAAGCCGGAGGCCAAGGGACGCCUUUAUGGCAUGGGCUUUAUGAUCAGGAGCACCAUUGCUUCCAAGCUUGAAAACCUGCCUACAGGACACUCAGAGCAAAUCAUCUCCAUGCGCCUUCCACUAUGGAACGAACAGCAUGCCACUAUGUUCAGUGUAUAUGCUCCAACUCUCCAAGCAGCUCCCACAGAAAAGGAAGAAUUUUACACUGAUUUGCACAACCUCGUUCAGAACGCCCCAGCAGAAGACAAGGUUUUCAUCCUUGGUGAUUUCAACUCCAGAGUUGGCAAAGAUUCAGAAGCCUGGAAAGGAGUUCUUGGUAAGCAUGGCGUUGGAAACUGCAACAACAAUGGACACCUUCUUCUUGAGGUCUGUACAGAUCAGCAGUUUACUCUUACCAACCCCAUUUUCCAGCAGAACAGCCUAAAGACAGCCUGGAUACACCCUCGUUCAAAACAUUGGCAUCUCAUUGACUAUGUACAAGACGUCCUACAUACCCGAGUGAUGUGUAAUGCAGAGUGUCAUACUGACCAUCGCCUCGUUCGCAGCAAACUUAGGCUCCCGUUCAAGCCUAAACCAAAGAAGGGAGGAGUUUCAAGGAAAAAAUUCCAGAUUGACAACUUUCAGUCAGCUGAAAUAAAAGCUAAAUUCCAGGCAAAUCUUCAAGCAAAGCUUGAAAACCCCAGUUGCCCCACAGAUUCCUCUCCUGAAGCUCUAUGCGCACAAAUAAAAUUAGCCAUCCUGCAGACCUCCAGGAACUAG
This is a messenger RNA of Penaeus chinensis, 1014 nucleotides long. Its product is annotated as craniofacial development protein 2-like. Gene Ontology annotation, molecular function: catalytic activity. The transcript has a single exon. Gene Ontology annotation, cellular component: nucleus. Lineage: Eukaryota; Metazoa; Arthropoda; Malacostraca; Decapoda; Penaeidae. Gene Ontology annotation, biological process: chromatin remodeling. The coding region runs from base 1 to 1014 and encodes 337 amino acids. The record is from RefSeq and is a predicted model, not a curated record.